AUGGGAAGCGUUCCGAGCACCUCCAGCUGCAGCAAGCUCGACGCUCCCCAGGUGCCAGGCGCAGUCAUCACCUCCUUUGUCGCCGCGGAGCUCCAUGGAAUCAGUAACUCCUUUGUCGGCGACAGCAUCAAUGGGCCCGUCGCCGCGAGCGACCUCCGAGUCUGCGACAUCAACGUGACGCUGACCCACCCGGGCCUCGAUGACGAGGUCAACUUCCAGCUUUGGCUCCCGCUAACCAGCUGGAACGGCCGAUUCCAGGCUUUGGGAGGUGGCGGCUAUGCAGCAGGCGCGAGCGAAGAGGAACUCGGCAACGCAGCCGCCCAUGGGUUCGCGGUGGGCACUACGGAUGGCGGUGGCUUGGGAGAAGACCAGGUCACUGUCUCCCCUGAUAUCCUGAGCCCCGAGGGAGAGAUCGAUCUCGGCACCUUUUCCGACUUUUCUGCACGCGCCCUGCAUGAACUGGCCAUCGUGGGCAAGGCAGCCUCGGCCAGUUUUUAUGGCAAAGCCCCUCAUCAUUCCUACUGGACUGGUUGUUCGACCGGCGGCCGUCAGGGCUACAUGAUGGCCCAGCGCUACCCAGAAGACUUUGAUGGGAUUGUCGCACACGCUCCAGCUCUGCGCUGGCCGAGCGUUGUUACCAGUCUACAGUGGCCGCAGAUCGUCAUGGACACUUACCAGCACUACCCCAGAGCUUGCGAGUUCCAGUACUUGUUGAACGAAACAAUCGCGGCGUGCGACGAACUCGACGGUGUGAAAGAUGGCGUCGUCGCGGAUCCCUUCAACUGCCAGUUCCACCCCCAGACACUCGUGGGCCACUCCGCCAACUGCAACGGACAGAAUAUCCCCAUCUCGCACAACACCGCCGACAUCUUCCAGCACAUCUAUGACGGACCCGUGAGUCCAACUGGCAAACCCCUCGAGCCGGGCCUCACGUGGGGCACCACUCCAGCUUAUCUGGCCGGCACACUGUCCCUCGGCGAUGUCAGCGGCGGCAUGGACUUUCCACUCUCCGCGGCCUGGUUCUCGAUAUUCCUGGAGAAGAACAAAUCCUUCAACCUGUCCUCAAUCACAACAGACGACUUCCCCAACUACCUCUCCCAAGCCUGGGCCGAGUACGGCGGCCUCAUCGGCACAUCCAACCCGGAUCUUAGCCCCUUCCGCAACCACGGCGGCAAACUCCUUACUUGGCACGGGUUGGCGGACGGCCUUCUCACAGCAAAGAACACGCUUAUCUACCGCGACCAGGUCGAGCGCGUCAUGGGCGGACCAGACACUACCAACGCGUUUUAUCGUCUCUUCCUCGCGCCCGGGGUCGACCACUGCGGAGGCGGCAAUGGGCCUGUCCCGACCAACACCCUUGACGCUUUAGUUGCAUGGGUAGAAAAGGGCAAGGCCCCAGAUGUAUUGCACGCCGAGUACAAGGACUCCAGCGACGCUACUGUGACUCGCAAUAUCUGCCGCUAUCCACUUGUGGCGCGGUAUGAUGGCAAGGGGGACCCGAACAAGGCGAGCAGCUACUCCUGCCAGAGCUCGUUUGUAUAG
Molecule: messenger RNA, 1542 nt
Organism: Aspergillus versicolor CBS 583.65
Lineage: Eukaryota; Fungi; Ascomycota; Eurotiomycetes; Eurotiales; Aspergillaceae
Exons: 1
Coding region: 1-1542 (513 amino acids)
Source: RefSeq, a predicted model, not a curated record